Messenger RNA from Linum trigynum, 1952 nucleotides. NCBI's taxonomy places the organism in Eukaryota, Viridiplantae, Streptophyta, Magnoliopsida, Malpighiales, Linaceae. The record is from the annotation of a GenBank genome assembly.
CAAGCAAGCAAUUGAUUCCAGGUACAAUCUUGUCUCCGCCGCUUCGCCGAGGCCGAGGUACUCAUCGAGUCCUCUCUUUCGACCGCCUCCGUCACCGAGCUCGACAAUGACAAGUCUCCUUCACACUCAUCCUACCCUUCACCUUCCCCUACUCACCAUGCCGACGCUUCCGACUCGCCGUUGGAUGCCGCCUUCUCCCCGCCGGUGAUGCACGUCAGCUGCAUGAAAUCCGCAGGCGGCGGCGGCACUGCUGCUACUGCGGUCACGGUCAAAGUCAAUAGCGUGCAGAAUGCGAAUAGGAUUAGCGUUGAUGGGUUCGACGAAGAUGAGGGUUUGGGAUUCUCCAUGCCAAUGCCGCCCUCGCCUCCACCGUUUAGUGGAUCUUGGGACUACUUCGACACCAGUGAUCAUUCUGAGAGCUUUAUGUUUCCGGCGCAGAAUGAGUUGGGGUUUGACUUCCAUGACACGAGAAAGUGGAAUGGAAGGGUUUCGAGUGAUGAUCAUGGUGUAAUAGAUGCUAAGGGGAAAUUGGCACAGUCUGGUUUUCUAGAUGGUAGUAUCACUGCUCAAGCUCCCGCUAAUGGUGAGAAUGCAAGGCAUGGAGUCGAGGGAAAUGUUCCGAGGAUCUCAGGUGCUAAAGAAAGCUAUUCAAUGAGGCUCAAGGGAGGUGAAGAAAGACAGGCAGAUACAGUGAGGAAGGCUUGCAAUGGGCCAUCCGUUGAAAUCUUAGUUGCAAAGGAGAAAGCAACUGUAUUGAAAGGUUUAUCAGCAGAAGAGAGAGAAGAUCCUUCUGAGUUCAUUACCCAUAGAGCUAGGAAAGUUUCUGCAAUAUUAGUUCUGGAAGCUUUCAAUCUUGUUUGCUGCCAGGGAAGGACUGCACUUGUUUCUAAUGAACCUGGGGAAGAUGCAACGAAGGAAGCCAUUCCUCCACCCUUGACCGACUCUAUGCUUGGGAGUUGGGAGAGAAAACUCUAUGAUGAAGUUAAGGCCAGUGAAUGUAUUAGGAAAGAGUAUGAUCAAAAGUGUGAUAAGCUAAGACACCAAUUUGCGAAAGAUCAUAAUGCUCAUGUUAUCGACAAGACUAGGGCGGUUGCGAAAAACUUACACUCACGGAUAAGAGUUGCAAUUCAUUCUGUGGAUUCCAUAUCAAAAAGAAUCGAGAAGAUUAGAGACGAAGAACUGCAUCCUCAACUCCUUGAGCUAGUUCAAGGGUUAAUCCGAAUGUGGAAGGCUAUGCUGGCAUGCCACCAUGCACAGUACAUUACCAUUUCCUUAGCAUGCCAUUUGAGAAGUACUACAGCGACAGCGACAACACCACAAGGAGACACCCGACGGCAAGCCUUGUCCCAGUUACUGCAAGAGAUCGAGUGUUUCGGAUUGGGGUUUGCAAACUGGGUCAACAGUCAUACAUCAUAUGUCCAAGCUCUUAACGGGUGGCUGCUGCACUGCAUCAUGCAACAACCACAAGAGCGAUCGAAGAACAGGAGGCCUUUUUCCCCACGCAGAGCUCUGGCCCCGCCUAUUUUCGUUCUGUCGAGAUUGGUCCGUCGGCAUCAAAUCCUUGCCAUCUGAGGAACUCACAAUGCGAUAAAAUCAUUUUUGGCCGAGGUGGACCAGUUGAUGCAUCAUCAGCAGACGGUAGUAAAGAAUGAUGGUGAUGGAGCCCACCAAGAAACAGAUUCCAAAGUUGAUGGUGAGAAGAAUAACGAUGAUGUUUCUGCAACCUUGAGUUGCAUGCACGCCAGUCUAGCAAAGGUUCUAGAUUGGCUAAACAAGUUCUCUGAAACUUCUCUGAAAAUGUACGAGGAUAUUCGGCAAAAGAGUGAAGCUGCGCGAGUUGCAUACUCGACUUGCAGAGCGGUUAGAUUCUGAAGCUGUCGGUAAUCACGAUAUGUUUAAGCAGGCAGCAUUUUGAUUUCGGUAGAGAUCUUUAAUGAAAAUAUUACUAAUGU